AUGAGCGCAGGUAGCGGCAACAUCAAGGUCGUCGUACGAUGCCGGCCCCUCAACUCGCGAGAACUCGCACGCGGCGCCAAGAGCCUCGUCCGCAUGCAGGGCAACCAGACGAUGCUCGACCCGCCCGAGGCCGCCAACGUCACGUCGGGCCGCAUCACCGAGAAGGAGGUCAAGUCGUUCGCGUUCGACAAGAGCUACUGGUCCGCAUGCUCCAAGGACGACCCGGCGUACGCCUCGCAGCAGACGCUCUUUGACGACCUCGGCGAGGACCUCCUCAACCACUCGUUCGACGGCUACAACUGCUGCCUCUUCGCUUACGGCCAGACUGGCUCGGGCAAGUCGUACUCGAUGAUGGGCUACGGCGCAGAUCGCGGCAUAAUCCCGCUCCUGUGCGAGCAGCUGUUCGUCCGCAUCGGCAACAAGUCGGACGACCACACGACGUUCACGGUCGAGGUGUCGUACACCGAGAUCUACCAGGAGAAGGUCCGCGACCUGCUCAACCCGUCGAGCAAAGCGGCGCUCAAGGUCCGCGAGCACCCGACGCUCGGGCCCUACGUCGAGAACCUGUCCAAGUGCGCCGUGCAGAACUUUGACGACAUCGAGCACCUCAUGGACGAGGGGACCAAGGCCCGCACGGUCGCCGCGACGCAGAUGAACGAGACGUCGUCGCGCUCGCACGCCGUCUUCACGCUACUCGUCACCCAGAAGCGCCUCGACCCGACCACGUCCAUGGUCGGCGAGAAGGUGUCGCGCAUCUCGCUCGUCGACCUCGCCGGCUCGGAACGCGCCAACAGCACGGGCGCGACGGGCACUCGGCUCAAGGAGGGCGCCCAGAUCAACAAGAGCCUGACGACGCUCGGGCGCGUCAUCAGCGCGCUCGCGGCGGCGAGCUCGGCGAGCGGCGCAAAGGCCAAGGCGGCCGCCGAGAAGAUCCCGUACCGCGACUCGGUCCUGACGUGGCUCCUCAAGGACUCGCUCGGCGGCAACUCGAAGACGGCCAUGAUCGCCGCCAUCUCGCCCGCCGACUACGACGAGACGCUGUCGACCUUGCGGUACGCCGACCAGGCCAAGAAGAUCAAGAACAAGGCCGUCGUCAACGAGGACCCGAACGCCAAGCUCAUCCGCGAGCUCAAGGAGGAGCUCGUCCUCCUCCGCUCGCGCAUCGCCGGCCCGUCCGCCUCGUCGUCCGGCACCUACUCGCCCUCGCUCGGCGGCGAGGCGACGUUCGACGCGGCCGUCCCGGCGUCGCAGCAGCUCGUCCAGUACCAGACGGCGUCGGGCGAGUUGCGCACGAUCAGCAAGGCCGAGCUCCAGGACCAGCUCGACGCGAGCGAGAAGCUCAUGGCGAGCGUCACCGAGACGUGGGAGGAGAAGCUCGAGAAGACGCGCGAGGUGCAGGUCGAGCGCGAGAAGGCGCUCGAGAGCUUGGGCAUCACGAUCGAGAAGAACAUGGUCGGCGUGCACACGCCCAAGAAGCUUCCUCACCUCGUCAACCUGUCCGAGGACCCGCUCAUGGCCGAGUGCCUCAUCUACCAGAUCAAGCCGGGCAAGACGACGGUCGGUAACCUCGACUCGGACAAGCCUGCCGACAUCAAGCUCGGCGGGUCAAACAUCCUCGACGAGCACUGCCACUUUGAGUGCACGGCCGACAACAAGGUCUUCCUGCACGCGAGCGAUCACGGCAUCGUCAUGGUCAACGGCCUCCGCAUCUCGCCCACCAAGCCCAAGGAGCUGCACUCGGGCUUUCGCGUCAUCCUCGGCGACUGGCACACGUUCCGCUUCAACCACCCCGAGGAGGUCCGCAAAGCUCGCGAGGGCAAGCCGACACCGCUCCGCUCGCCCCUCGUCGACUCGUACGACGAGCCGGGCACGUCGUCGUCGCCUGCGACCCGCCCCGACUCGCCCGCGUCGGCCGACCAGGCCGCCGACUGGUCCUUCGCCCGUCGCGAGGCCGUCUCGGCGCGGCUCAACGUCAACGGGCGCGACGUCAACCUCGACCAGCUGCCCGACGAGGAGCUCGGCAGGCUGUACUCGAGCAUCCUGCGCGUGCGGCACUCGCGCACGGCGAGCAGCCUCGGCGGCGGCAGCGACCGGCCCGAGAGCCGCAUGAGCUUCAUGGACUCGGUCACCGAGGACGGCGACGACGAGGACGAGGACGACCGCGAGCAGUCGGCGAGUGGGCGGCCUUUCUCGACGGGCACCUGGGCGACCGACCCGACCAGCCUCGCCGACUCGACCCUCACCCUCAGCCACCUCCCCGACCUCUCGAUCGACGGCGACAAGGCGCAGCACGCCGACGACCACCUCCCGCUCGCGACGCCGACCCUCUCGAGCAGCUCGACCGCCGCAGCUCUCGAGCAGGCCGAGGCCGAGCGCGACAAGGACCGCGCCGCGCACGACAAGGUCAAGCAGCUCGAGGCGCAGCUCAAGGCGCAGCGGCGCCGCAUCGCCAAGCUGCGCUCGGCCGCCUCGCCCGGCACGGGCGACUCGGCCGCCGACGAGCUCGCCGACCUGCUCGACGAGUGGCCCCGGCUCGAGCCGGCGCACGAGCCUCUCGCGCGCAAGGUCGUCGCCCAGUGGCGCACGAGGCGGCGAGUGCGCAUGGCCGAGGACGCCCUGUCGCAGGCCGUCGUCCUCAAGGAGGUCAACGUCAUGAGCCGCGAGCUCAAGAAGGGCGUCUCGUUCCAGUUCGUCGCCGUCGAGCGCGACGUCCCGACCUCGGCGAGCGAGCGCGUCGCAGGACUCGGCGACAUCGACGAGGUCGGCGACCCGGCGCUCGCGGCGUGCCUCAAGCCCUGUGUCGGCGUCAAGGUCCUCGACCGCCGCGACCAGGUCCUGUCGAUCUGGAGUCUGUCCAAGCUCGAGCAGCGUCUCGUCCAGAUGCGCAACGCGUACAAGUGGCUCGACAAGCCCGAGUACAAGCGCCACUUCGCCGCGACCGCCGACGACCCGUUCCACGAGUCGCCGCCUCCGCCCGGCGGCUUCUCGCUCGUCGGCCAGGCGCUCGCUUCGCUCGUGCCCCUCGCGCGAGGCCUCCCGUCGACGCAGACGCUCCAGGUCUACUCGCCCUACAUCGCCGACCCGAUCGGCUCGUGCCGGCUCCGCCUCAAGCCGGUCGAGAUCCGCAACCCGCCCUCGUCCUCGUCCGCCUCGCUCACCAACGGCCAUGCCAACGGCGUCUGCGAGGGCAACGUGCGACAAGGUGCGCUCGUCGAGGGCGGCACGCUCGUCCUCGAGGUCGUCGUCGACUCGGUGUCCGGGUUCGGCAAGACCGAGUUCGCGGCGGUUCACCUCCAGCUCUCGACGGCGACGCUCUUCGGUGCGCCAGCAGAAGACGACGAGACGUUCGUGUCUGAGCCCGUCGACCUCGACAGCACGCCGGCGAGCGCGGUCAAGCUCGAGCGGCGCCCCGAGGUCAAGCUCACGGCCGACGUCCUGCGCCACCUGUCCGAGUCGUACGGCCAGGUGUCGCUCUUUGCACGUGUCCGCCUGCCGCACUUUGACCGCAUCGAGCGCUGGGACGAGGCGCGCGACGCGCCGACCCUCGCCAAGGUCGCCAACGCGCCGCCGGUGCGAGGCGACCCGGCCAACGGCGACGUGACGAGGCGGCCCGAGACCGAGUUCAUCGGCCAGCAGCAGCACGACGUCCUCGCGAGGGUCGAGAUCCGCGAGCUCGGCGAGGCGGGCGAGUACGUGCCCGUCCAGGUCGUCUCGGCCAACGCGCUCGACUCGGGCGCCUUCUUCCUGCGCCAGGGCAUCCAGCGCCGGUUCGUCCUCGAGCUGUCGCACAACUCGGGCCGGGCGCUCGCCUGGCGGCGCGUGUCCAAGGUGUCGCUCGGCAACGUGCGCAUGCUCGACUCGCGCGGUCGGACCCACGCCGCGACGUCGGCCGCCGACGCCGAGCUGCGAGGGAUCGGCACCCCGCGCCCGCAGUACGCCAACGACGGCAUCGCGACCCUUUCGUUCGCGGCGGCGUGGGACAGCUCGGUCCACGACUCGCCGCACCUGAACCGGUCGACGCCGUCGGGCUCGCGCGCCCUCAUCCGCCUCUCGUUCGAGGUCGACGUCGCCGGGUGCACCUCGCCCGUCCUGUUCUCGAUGGACAUCGCCGUCACGAUCUCGUCACGCGACUCGCGGUCGCCGUCCAAGCUCCUCACCCUGUUCAACUCGACCAAGCUCCUGUCGCGCGUGUCGGCCGUCUUCUCGGUCGUCCUGCGGCCGCACACGACGCGCAAGCCAGGCGACGUGUGGCGCCUCGACACGUCCGAGACGUACGUGCGCGGCGAGGAGCUCCUCGCCGGGUGGAAGCCCCGAGGGCUGUCGCUCGUGCGCGACUUUGACUCGAGCAGCGCGGCCAAGCGCAGGACGGCCGACGUCGAGGGGACGAGGGCGGUGCUCGGCGCGUACGAGCUCACGCUGCCGACGGUCGAGGACGCGAGGCCCGAGGACCGCAUCAACCUCGUGCUCGCGUUCUGGCAGAAACGCUUCGGGCCGACCGGCGAGGUGUCGCUCGAGCGUGAGCAGCCUGUCGCCGCCGUCCUUGACCUCUCGGCGCCGUCACCGCCAAUGACCUCGCCGUCGCCGCCCAAGCUCGUCGGCUCGUCGACCCUUGUCUCUCGGUCCGAGGCCGUCAACAAGCGCGGCAUCCUCUCGCUCCUGCGCGACCCGACGAGCAACCAGUGGCGCAAGUAUUGGUUCGUCCUGCGCCGGCCGUACCUUUACGUCUACUCGUCCAACUCGGAGGUCGACGAGGCGGCCGUCAUCAACGUGUCGACCGUGCGCGUCGAGCAGUCGCCCGAGAUCGAGCAGAUGCUCGAGCGCAAGCACGCAUUUGCCAUCUUCACCCCCCAAAACAGCUACUUCUUCGCUGCCCCUUCCCUACGCGACAUGCUCGACUGGAUCAAGGCCAUCGACCCAUACCCUCGCCCUCAUGGUCGCAUUGCCGGCCGCGCCCCCUUCUCGCCGUGUCGUAUACCUCGUCGCCCGUCGCCGUUUGUCGAUUCCCCUCUCCUCACCUCGCAGCUGCAGCCGCAUCGUCUUUCCUC
Rhodotorula graminis WP1 is the source of this 5045-nucleotide messenger RNA. RefSeq lists its product as uncharacterized. The annotation marks the transcript as partial. The record is from RefSeq and is a predicted model, not a curated record. The transcript is spliced from 18 exons. Gene Ontology annotation, biological process: cytoskeleton-dependent intracellular transport; microtubule-based movement. Gene Ontology annotation, cellular component: microtubule; kinesin complex. NCBI's taxonomy places the organism in Eukaryota, Fungi, Basidiomycota, Microbotryomycetes, Sporidiobolales, Sporidiobolaceae. Gene Ontology annotation, molecular function: ATP hydrolysis activity; microtubule motor activity; microtubule binding.